AUAAAUUCAGGAAGUGAAGGGCAACAUCUCGCAGCAGCAGUGAAGAGCAGAAGUUCUUGCGUCAACAGUGAUUGAACGGAAUUUCUGUCUUCGACCCGCAUUUUUCCUCUACUUUUUUCCCUAUAACGAAGUCCCUUUUCUAACCGAACACUACUAAAGUUUGUAUUUUUGUACUGUUUUGUUAAGAAAAGCAAGAAAACCAGCCGCUGAAAUGGAGUCCCAAGUGCGUCAGAACUACCACCGCGACUGUGAGGCCGCCAUCAACAGGAUGGUGAACAUGGAGAUGUUUGCGUCCUACACCUACACCUCCAUGGGCUUUUACUUCUGUCGUGAUGACGUGGCCCUUCCAGGUUUUGCUCACUUCUUCAAGCAUGAGAGUCAUGAAGAGAGGGAGCACGCUGAGAAGCUGCUGUCCUUCCAGAACAAGAGAGGAGGACGCAUCUUCCUCCAGGACAUCAAGAAACCAGACCGUGAUGAGUGGGGCAGUGGGCUGGAGGCCAUGCAGUGUGCUCUUCAGCUGGAGAAGAACGUCAACCAGGCUCUGCUGGACCUGCACAAACUGGCCUCUCAGCACCAGGACCCUCAUCUGUGUGACUUCCUGGAGACCCACUACCUGAACCAACAGAUGGAGACCAUCAAGAAGUUGGGUGACUACAUCACCAACCUCACCAAGAUGGAUGCUCAGAACAACAAGAUGGCAGAGUACCUGUUUGACAAGCACACACUGGAGGGCAAGAGCUAAACCGGCUUUCUCAGUAUUAAAUGCUGUAUUAAAGUCCUUGUGUGUUGUAGUGCUUACUGUACUAUGUAUUUGAAAUAUCAAGUGGACAGACUGAUUUACAGCUGUCUUUUUUGUGACAUUUUUCAUUCACAAUGUUUGAGCUAUCGGAAUGAAUAAACCUUGCAAGCUGGA
Molecule: messenger RNA, 913 nt
Organism: Betta splendens (Siamese fighting fish)
Lineage: Eukaryota; Metazoa; Chordata; Actinopteri; Anabantiformes; Osphronemidae
Product: ferritin, middle subunit-like
Exons: 4
Coding region: 212-742 (176 amino acids)
Biological process (GO): iron ion transport; intracellular iron ion homeostasis
Cellular component (GO): cytoplasm
Molecular function (GO): ferrous iron binding; ferric iron binding
Source: RefSeq, a predicted model, not a curated record